Molecule: messenger RNA, 694 nt
Organism: Cotesia glomerata
Lineage: Eukaryota; Metazoa; Arthropoda; Insecta; Hymenoptera; Braconidae
Exons: 2
Coding region: 14-679 (221 amino acids)
Source: RefSeq, a predicted model, not a curated record
UGUUGAUGGAAUCAUGGUUGGCGAUUGUACAGCUGCACGAGAAAUUGUGAUUCGUAGAAGAAAUAAUAAUCUUCAGUUCAUUGCUGACACACAUCGUUCAUAUGAAGCUCUCCAAUAUCCGCUAAUAUUCUGGAAGGUACAAGACGGAUAUUGCAUAAACAUAAAACAACGAGAUCCCGUAUCAGGAGCUGAAACAAACAAGAACGUUAGCUCAAAGGAUUAUUAUGCGUACCGAUUAAUGAUUAGACGUGGCCUGGACAACGUCAUUUUACGAUGUCGUGAGCUUUGUCAACAAUUCAUGGUCGACAUGUACGCGAAGAUUGAGAGCGAACGACUACGAUACUUACGAUAUAAUCAACAAAAGCUGCGCGCGGAAGAGUACAUUCAUUUGCGAGACGCUAUCAACAACAACGCCGACGUCGCCGAAAUUGGUAACCAUGUCAUUUUACCAUCAUCGUACGUAGGCAGUUCACGUCAUAUGCAAGAAUAUAUACAGGAUGCUCUGACUUUCGUGCGCGAAUAUGGACGACCAUGUUUAUUUAUCACGUUCACAUGUAAUCCAAAAUGGCCAGAGAUUACAUCUUUGCUACUGCCUGGCAAAAAAGCAAUACAUCGCCAUGACAUUACAGCACGUGUGUUCAGACAAAAGUUGAAGUCUUUAAAUAAGUUUCAUUACUAAAUCACAUGUAUUUGA